Cantharellus anzutake is the source of this 967-nucleotide messenger RNA. RefSeq lists its product as uncharacterized. The coding region runs from base 218 to 805 and encodes 195 amino acids. The record is from RefSeq and is a predicted model, not a curated record. The transcript has 2 exons. NCBI's taxonomy places the organism in Eukaryota, Fungi, Basidiomycota, Agaricomycetes, Cantharellales, Hydnaceae.
AUCAGGUAGACAGAAAGCUCCAGAGAAGUCACAGAGUGGUGCAUCUGGUGCAGGUGGAGCUUCGGGUUCGUCGAGUUUAGCAAAGGACAAGUCCAGAACGGUACUUACUAUGGACGAUCUGGGCUCCGCUUUGGCAGAGUAUGGGAUCAAUGCCCGCAAGCCGGAGUUCUUCCUAUAACUCGAUGGUCCCUUUAACUUAUUCUCAUCGCAACUAUGCAUGCAUCGUUAUUCGUACAUCGUAUGUAUCCCUUCGCCUGGCCUUAUAUGCUUAUGUGGGAAAUAUGUAUUGCUUGCCGCACAUCAUCGCUAUAUAUCAUUUGGUAUUACUGGACGAAGACGGCCCCGCACGUACCCAAAUGAAGGAUACAUGCCCUCGAUCCGAAGUCCUCUGAAUACAAUUUCUAGUGUCAAAACACGAACCAACAAACUGUCACCCACAGACUCAAAUGUGCGCCACCGUCCGAGUAUUGGCCAAGGAUCCUUGAGUUCCCAAGGAGAUAGAAACAGGCCACCGUUCGACGUCGAAACACUCAGGGUGACUGAUACCUCCUAUCGAUCGAUCGGUGUUAGGUACAUUUACUCAUUAGUCAUCUCUAUGUUGCUUUGUGUAGUAAGAGGCUCUCCCCUUUGGGGAGUGGGGAAGGAACCUAACCCUGCAACUACGUUUUCGAGCAUCGAGUGUGUUACUUUCUUGGCGAUGACUGUAACCCGUUGUACGCUCCAUACGCCCCAACGGCCCGAACCGGCCCUCGUUUUCAUGGCCACCCGCACAUGUUAUCGCAAUGGUCAAGCACUUAUCAUGUAAAAUCGUCAACCUGCUGAGAUGUAUUCGACAUUUGUUCAAAGUGAAUGACGCCGGUGCUUAAUUUCCGAGAAGCGUCGUAGGCCAAAUGUAAUUUGAAAUCCAAAGUCGCGUAUCUUAUAAAGCGCUUGAACAUGGGGUCGAUAUGCCUAUGCCCUGCCUGGC